CUACCCCUAUCCACUUCCUUUGUCCCUGGCCACCUCAUUGGCUCCCUGUUGAUAUGACUCCUAUUGUCUGCAUCUCUUUUGUCUUCAACAUUGUCUCUGGCACUGCCUCUGUCACUUUCCCCCCAUCAUUGUCUCUCUGUCCUUCCAUGUCUCUCUCUUUCCUUCUCUUCCUGUGGAAUGCGAGCAGGGGUUCUGGAGUCCCACUGCCGCUGUCAUGGGAAAGCAGAACAGCAAACUGCGCCCAGAGAUGCUACAGGACCUAAGAGAAAACACGGAGUUCUCCGACCUGGAGCUGCAGGAGUGGUACAAAGGUUUCCUGAAAGACUGCCCCACCGGCAUCCUCAACGUGGAGGAGUUCAAGAAGAUCUACGCCAAUUUCUUUCCCUACGGAGAUGCCUCCAAGUUUGCUGAGCACGUCUUCCGCACCUUUGACACCAAUGGGGAUGGCACCAUCGACUUUCGGGAGUUCAUCAUCGCUCUGAGUGUCACCUCUCGAGGGAAACUGGAGCAGAAGCUCAUGUGGGCUUUCAGCAUGUAUGACCUGGAUGGCAAUGGCUACAUCAGCCGGGAAGAGAUGCUGGAGAUUGUCCAGGCUAUCUACAAGAUGGUGUCUUCUGUGAUGAAGAUGCCAGAGGAUGAAUCAACCCCUGAGAAACGCACUGAGAAAAUCUUCCGUCAGAUGGAUACAAACAAUGAUGGGAAGCUGUCCCUGGAGGAGUUCAUCAGAGGAGCCAAGAGCGACCCGUCCAUCGUCCGGCUGCUCCAGUGUGACCCCAGCAGCACCUCCCAGUUUUGAGCCUGGGGUCUCCUGGGGGAUGGGGAAAAGGAAGGGUAGAGGGCCAGGCUGGGACCCUGCCUUACCCUGUCUUCAAUUCCUAUCUCCCACAUCUUCCCCUUCCCAUGUCUUUGUGUCCAGACUGGAUUUUGGGAAAGCCCAGGUUAGGGUGGGGCCUGAGCUGUCCCCUGCUCCUACCCCAGAUUCCUGGGUCCCCAUCUCCAUAUAGCAGGGCUAGAGUUUCCUCCUUCCUCAGCCUCUGACCAGGGCUCAGCCCAAGCACCCUGGGAUGGUUGGACAUAGGAAGGGCAGGGGCUGGCCAUGUGGACAUACUUGCAAUGGGGAAGAUAGUGCGUCCCUAUGCAUCCAGGAGCUGCCCCCUCCCCCCACCCAGGUCCUCCCCUCAAAGUCCAAGGACAGCUAGAUGCCUGAUACCCAAGGGAUCCUCCGUAUCUAUGAGGUUUCUCAGCCAAGGGGACUCCACGUCCCCCAUCCAUGGCUAAGAGCAGGAUGCUUCC
This is a messenger RNA of Vombatus ursinus (common wombat), 1293 nucleotides long. RefSeq names its product hippocalcin (gene HPCA). Gene Ontology annotation, molecular function: calcium ion binding. Bases 215 to 796 code for a protein of 193 amino acids. The transcript is spliced from 3 exons. NCBI's taxonomy places the organism in Eukaryota, Metazoa, Chordata, Mammalia, Diprotodontia, Vombatidae. The record is from RefSeq and is a predicted model, not a curated record.